Messenger RNA from Leishmania braziliensis MHOM/BR/75/M2904, 2349 nucleotides. RefSeq lists its product as hypothetical. Lineage: Eukaryota; Euglenozoa; Kinetoplastea; Trypanosomatida; Trypanosomatidae. The transcript has a single exon. The record is from RefSeq and is a predicted model, not a curated record. The coding region runs from base 1 to 2349 and encodes 782 amino acids.
AUGCUGCUGCGGAAGUCGAUGCGCACGGCGACAUCGCGCAGUCAGCAGAUCGAUGACAUCCAGGCAGAGGCGGACUUCGUCUUUCAAGAGUUGGAGGAUGUCUUUGCGCUUCAGCCAGGGGAUGCUGCCGCUGCUGCUGCAGCAUGCACAGGGGCUGAUGUCGUGCGGCAACCCUCCCCGACGCUGUCAAGCUCCACGACCACCCACUUUCAGUUCUCUGGCAACGAGGAGGAGUGUGACGUCGCAUCAGAGAAACCUAGGGCUCUACCAUCGCCACUUCCCGCCUCCGGCGCCGGCGAGCGCCAUCUCCUGUACGGCGAACUGACCUCUGUCGGAGUACGGCAGCUGCAGGCCAUCAGCAUGGCGUCAACCUGCGUGAUGCGCGAGGAGCACAGGCGCUCGCCCGAUUACGGAACUGGCGAUGCCGACUUCCCUGCCCACCCCUCGACGAGCAUGACCAGCUCGCUCGGCAGCUUCUCAACUCCUGCGUUCAACUCUGCGCCACCGGUUCCCCGCAGUGUAAGUGCUCCGUCAUUGCACACUCGACAUCAUUGUCAUAGUCAUAGCCAUGCUUCUCGGGGGGCCGUUGUCGUCGCGGUAGACGUGGGGUGUGGCAAUGGGCGCCUGCUCUUCGAGUGGAGUCGGCUGGCUGCAGCGGCGUGCCGUCGACGGCAUACCUCGUCACCGCGGCAACACGUGGACGAGGUCGGUACGUUCGUCGGCGCAGCACCGGCAUCCUUUACCCGAAACUCUACCACGAGCACUUUGGGUAGCACCACAGAGACGACGACGGACGCAGCAACUAAGCAUCGCAGCAAUCUGCUCGCAGCUGUUUACGCACCUCUAGGAAUCGAGAACCCUGCGGCAGUGUGGCGUGGGUGGCUCGGGGUCGGCAUAGAGCUGGUGCCAUCUCGCAUGCGCAUUGCCCGAAAGGCGCUGGUGCCGCACUACCUGAACCUGAAGCAAGCCUUGCCGAUUCCUUCAGCCGGUGACGGCGUGGCGGCCCCCGUCACCCACCUGGAGCCGUGCCUGCCUGAGGCUAUCGCAGACGCCGAUUCCUCUGCGUCGUACGGCGCCUCCACCUCGUUGCAGCUCGGCAUUGUCUCUCAUACCACCGUCGUCAGAUCGUCCAUAGGGUCGCCAGCGUCGACGGGCAUAUCGGUCGCCAAGCUACCGAGCUGCCGGGCGCCGCAGCCAUCUGCGCGUGUGCUGCUCUAUGACGGUGAUGCCUUGGCUCCUGGUGUGCUGUCGAAUGCGACGAUGUGCCAAUUUCCAAACUUUGGCGGCCACAGUGAGCCCCUGCUGCUCCACAGGUCCUGCGUCGGGCACGGCGGCAGCGGCGAGCACGACGGCUGCGCAGGCGGCAGCACCAUCCCGUGCACGACAACGUCAACGAAUACUAUUUCAGCUACGGUGGCAGAGAUGAACAAGGCGCACUUUCUCAAUAACACUCGCAGUGGCGUGCACAGACGUAGAGGAGCCCGAAAACCUGCCAGCAUGGAACUGGCUUCCAUCACGGAUGCCAGCGAUGACUGCAUCGCUCGCGGCAGUACAGUGAAGCAGGGCUACUACCCGCUGUGCCACGUUGAAGGUGAGCCGCCACUCACCGGGAGGGAGGACCCGCACUUGGUGGUUUUCUGUUGCGGACUGGGCUUUGACGAGGCGCAGGUGCGACGACUCUGUCAACGACUGGAGGACAUGCUGUUGUACCCUUCCUCCACUGCACCAGUGACAACACCGUCCUCCGUUGGAGAAGACUCGAUGAUGGACCCGCAACCCGGCAUGAAGGUGACCGGUUUUCCAUUGUACCGCACUUGCCAACACCACCACCAUAUGGCUCACGGCGGUGACGCGGAGGCCGCGGCAUCGCUAGCCAACUGCGCCUCGUCGUCUUUGCCAUCCCCCGAGGAGAGGAGUGAGGAGGACAUGAAAACUCAAUACGGAAUGCGACCGUUGACACUGACCCCUGCAGACCCCGGCAUUGAUAUCGCAACAGGUAUCGGCGCUGGCUUUGCCUCGCACCGGCGCUGGGAAAGCGUGACCUGUGUGCUGCUGCUGCGUCCUAUGGAUGUUCUUCUGCCGACAUUCCCGCUCUUCCGCUACGCCCGCCGCGUGUUCGACACACUUCACCAGCCAAUCUCGGCGGAGGACACAGCACUGCUGCUCUCAACCGGAUCCCGCGCUGACGGCAGCCCAGUGCCAUUCAGCAUGCGUGCCACUCCGGUGUCGGAGUGCCUGCCUGGGUCCUCCAACGUGUGUGACAUGGUCGAAAGCGAUCUUUGGAGUACCACGCUGGAGACGACCUGGAUGAGCGCGGCGCCUGCGUGGGUGGUGCGCUUUCAUUUCUGA